Ectocarpus sp. CCAP 1310/34 is the source of this 1987-nucleotide messenger RNA. The record is from the annotation of a GenBank genome assembly. NCBI's taxonomy places the organism in Eukaryota, Phaeophyceae, Ectocarpales, Ectocarpaceae.
UGUACUUGCCGUCAGCACAUAAGUAUUAGUUUGAAGGAGGCGUGAGUGAGAUAGAGCAUUCCUGGAGGGUUGGACGAUUUCGAGAAGCAUGGGUUCAGUCAUGAUGGAUCACGCGGAGACGAGGACGAUGGAGUCGAUGGCGGAGAUGGCCGACAGAAUGAGCAAGGAGCUCCGUUCCGAGAUGCACAACGCUGAGGUGCAGCUCAACAACUGGGUAGCCGAGAGAGAGCAGCGGCUUGCCGAGAUACAGUCUGACUACGCGCAGACGAUGGAAGCCCGCGCGGCAGAGGUAGUGGAGCUCCGAAAGGCGGACAAGGACACAACCGCAAGACGAGCGCACUGCGCCGCCGUGGUCAAGAAGCAGGAAGAGCAGCUUCAGGAGGAGGUGAAGCGGCUGGAAGAACUGAGAGUAACGGAGCGGGAAGAGAUGCCCGCCAAGCUGGAAGUUCUCGGGGCCGAGCACCAGAGAAUCGCGAAGAACCUUGAGGCGAAGCAGGGGGAAAUGCUCACCCGCCGUCACGUCAAGGAAGAGGAGCUGUCGGUGCUAGGGAAAGGGGUUCUUCUCUACCGGCGGCUGGGGCUGGAGUUCGAGGGCGGCGACACCGGAGACGACGGGUCGAUGAAGUGCCUCAGGCUCGUCUUCCGGCAGAUCUCCCGGCAAGAGCCCGAAAGGCCCUUCGUGAUCGCCGUCUUCAUUGACGACAAUGGCCGCUACGUCGUACCGGAAUGCUUCCCGGCGCUCGCGACGGAAGAUUUGGACCGAAUGCUGGUGGACGUGAACGAAAGCAACGACUUCGCCAAGUUCGUGUCCCGCGUACGUCGCAGGUUCGUCUCGAUGGCCGAGGCGGGUCUCUGAAGCACCUUAGGUUGGCCGUUCUUUUUUUUCGUGUGUGUGCUUCGUGGCUCGAUACAGUUUUGUGUAUAUGCUAAAAUCCUGUGUCUUGCCGCGCUGGUGGCGAAGCUUUGCGAGUAUUUUGUUGUUGUAAUGGACUCUGUCCGACUCGUUGGGUUAGGUGACCGUUCGGUGUCAACUAGGGGGACUGGAGGACCGCGGUUGGCUUUUGUAAAGAAGAUGAGGGUAUUCGUCGUGCACGCGGGGAGGGGGCAAAGAGGCAUCGCGCUACGCGUACUGUUGUGAGUGUGAUUGAUGGCGAGAACAUUGGAAGUGAUGGUUGUCAUUGUUGGCACUGUCUCGAGAGUUAAAACUGGCAGUCUUUUCAUCGGGCAGGCGAAUAUUCGGUUUGUUUUUUUGGUUUCCCUCCGCACCUCCAAUGUCGUUCUUCCUUACUGUGCGUCAAUUACUCUAGCAUCACGUCUGUCUCCUCGUCGUCUGUAGUUGUUUUCGUUGCUUACGAUAGAUCAGGGUCUGGUAUUGUUCCAUGUUGUUGCGUUCGCCAAAUCGGAAGUUGGGACGGUUGCUUGCCAUGCGCUCGUAUUUCUUAGACCGGGCUUUCAAGGGAGAUGAGGUCUAUACCGCAGCUCCAGCUGUAGUGGUAGUAUCGCAUCUCCUCAUCCCUUGGUACGGCAGUUAUUUGUUUCGGGUUUUCCCUAGGUCCUGCUGAUGUACGUCUGCAACCACCCUCACAGGUCGCAGACAACAUCACCUUUUUUUUUAUGUUUUUUGUGUUCUUGGGGAUACCCGGUUGUUGUCGCUUUCGCUAGUAGGUCGUAGGAAGUAUCGACCUAUUUCUCUUCAGCUUGGGCAUACAAGGGGAAGUGUAAAUGAACCCGAGGGCCGCCACCGCCCCUCCGAUAACGUGGACUGGCUCUAUCCGCUGUCAACAGCUCAGCGGUGAUUCCCCCAUUGCAGUGGGGGGUGUCCGUUGAGCAUGGACCGACGUACGAAUAAGUUGACCUGCAUUAUCUCUGCUGGCACUCUGAGCGCCACCGCACUUCGGCCAUCCAGAGAAGGAGUGUGGCACAGGCGCCGAUUGCUAGCAUAUGGUGUAGAAGGUAGGAUGGUCAGAGUCCGUAGCCAAACGAAAGA